AUGCAAAAUCAAAUUAACAAUUUCUUGGAAACUGCCAGAGAAUGUAGGAUAAAUGCUACAUCAGUUAUUUAUCUUGGGCUAAAAGAAAACCAAUGGAUUCCAAAAGACGAAUUAAGAACAAUUAUAGAUAAAGCUGUAAUUUUUGGCCAAAGUAAAUAUGCGAAAGGCACAUCUCAUUACUUAAGAAUUUCAAAAAUUCCUUCACAGUUUGAUAGUGCUUUCGAAGGUGUAUGUUCCUUAUUUGAUAUGGGGGCAAUUAAAACAGAUAAAGAACAACCGUUUGGUUCAAAACAGAUUCAAAACAAUAUUGAGAAGUUGAAAAGGAAACUCGGAAAAAAUACCACUAGUCUUUAUCAACAUUUACUCUUGAAGGUAAAUGAAACUCCUGUUCAAGAAUUAACUUGGAAAGAUUCUUUGGCUAGUCAAAUUUUUAGAGAUAAUGCCCCAAUUAUAGACGAUUUAUGUAAAAACCAAAAAACAAAAGGCCUACACAAAGCAUUUAUGAAACCAGUCAGAGAAAUAAAGUCUACACUUCUGUUAAGUGUUAAAAAUAGGUGUAAAGAAUUUGUAUCAAGCUUUUCUGACCAUAAUUAUAGCAGAUUUUCAAGCAAGUUUAUUCAUAAUAAGACAUGGAAAGAAUCUGAAAAGGAAAUUUUAUUAGUCAAUAAUCCAGCUCUUAACUCUAAAACGGCUAGAGCAUUAAAUGAGGGAACUUAUCACACGUCAGAAAGAGAAAGUCUUGUUAGUGCAGAUAGAAAAAGAGACGGUCAAACAGAAAGAUGUCCUGAUAUCAUGUUUAUGUUGAAUGAUGAUAUUAAGUUAUGGAGAGAAUGUAAUGAUGGUAUGUAUUAUACACGAAAAUUUCUUAAUCCAGAAAAAAGCCAAUUUGGAAUCGUUGGAAUACAAAUAGCAGGAGAUACUUUACAUCUGAAUGUUCUUAUCAGGGAUACAACGAAUAUUCAUAAAUAUUAUAAUAUAGAAAUGGUAAAAAUCCCUGUGCAAAAGUCAGAUAAGACCAUCGUAAUUAAAUUUGUAGAAAAUCUUCUCUUUUUACGUAACAUAUUAAUUACAAAUUUGUCUUUACUAUAUCAUGGAUCAGUGUGUAUAUCUGAAAGGCAAAAGGAAGGCAGUACGACUAUAGAUUCUGAAUAA
Molecule: messenger RNA, 1152 nt
Organism: Cetraspora pellucida
Lineage: Eukaryota; Fungi; Glomeromycota; Glomeromycetes; Diversisporales; Gigasporaceae
Source: the annotation of a GenBank genome assembly